UGAAGAGAGCCAGUGCACGGCGAGGCAGGAGAGGGAGAGCAUCGACCAGCGGGCAGGACGUCAACCUCCAAUUGUGAUCCGGAACCAGGACGUCGAUAAAGGCGCUUCAAUAUAUCAUGUUCCCGUGGUUAUUCUCAACAUGGCAGCCGUCGCAACAGCAGCUGCCAUCAGCAUGUGCUUUAUAGAAGCGGAGGAACACCAGCAAGUGCGGUGCAACUCAUCUGCGGUCUGCUCUGGAAGCCAGAGGAAGCCCGACGCUUUGGCCGCCGCGAAAUGGUUGCUGGCGGCGUCCUUAUGGGCCCAUCGAGUGCUUUCGCGUCGGCGAUGCGAGCGAGUGGACUCGGCAGUCGCUCUCCAUCGCAACGCCGCCGCCAACAACCAUGCCCUCUCCCGCACCGCCCCCCGUCGCAUAUUUUCAACGCCGCUUCCUGCCACGGUACCACCGCCCGCGGCGUCGCCCCCGCCGUUGCCCCCGCGGGCCAGCCGCCUCCUGGCGCGUCCGUCACCGUUGCCAUUGUGCUCUCCGGGCCAGCCACCGCCGCGGCCGUACCCUGCGAUGCCCCCGAUCACGGCACACGCUAUUCGACAGCUUGGCCCAGGUAAGAAGACAGAGGGUUUGCAAGACUCGCGGCUGCAUGGCCACACGAGAUCGGACGCUAGGCACAGCACGGGCUUUAUCUCGACGUUGGGCAGGAACACUCGGGUGUCUACGCUGGAGGCUCGGAGCGCUGUGGAUGGGGAGCGCAAGGAGCUGGGGGGAGCAGCGGCGGCCGAAGAGAAGGCGGGAUUUAUUGCAGCAGUGGACCCGGGGGGAGUGGGAGGAGCAGACACACCAUAUCCUUUUGCAACGCUCCUCGCGAACCGGGAAGUUAUGGACGCCACGCUGCACGACCAGCGACCGCCGGAUCAACUCCCUGAACUCCCAGGCAACGAGGCCAGCGACCUUCGUUUUCCCAAGCGCUUCAACAAGGCCAUGGCUUCGGAGCGUCGGCACCUCUGGAGCGAUUCCAUGAUUUUUUUUUUUUACGGGUUGUUGGAUGCGGACAUUCACUUCGGCAAAAAAGCAAUCAGUGCAACACACGAUCAAUGCCAAAGGUGGGUAACGAUUGGACGGAAGAUGGAUUUGAAGGCCCACUAA
Ectocarpus sp. CCAP 1310/34 is the source of this 1138-nucleotide messenger RNA. Lineage: Eukaryota; Phaeophyceae; Ectocarpales; Ectocarpaceae. The record is from the annotation of a GenBank genome assembly.